Molecule: messenger RNA, 213 nt
Organism: Clunio marinus
Lineage: Eukaryota; Metazoa; Arthropoda; Insecta; Diptera; Chironomidae
Source: the annotation of a GenBank genome assembly
AUGAAUGAAGCAAAGAAAUCUUCCAUUUGUCAACGGCUGAAGCUUAAAGCUUUAAUAAUCAAGAGCGCACCUAAUCUCACAAUUCCAUUUAAUUGCUUGUAUUUACUGAAGCCUAAACAAAUUACUUGUUACGAAAGAAGUUUAUGGAGCAGGAAUCUUAAAAAAAGACGAUUUCCUGCAGCUUUAUCAGCAGAAGAUGAAGCUGAAUUUUAA